This is a messenger RNA of Miscanthus lutarioriparius, 1692 nucleotides long. NCBI's taxonomy places the organism in Eukaryota, Viridiplantae, Streptophyta, Magnoliopsida, Poales, Poaceae. The record is from the annotation of a GenBank genome assembly.
AUGGCGGCGGCGGCGGCGGCGGCGGCUCCGGUCACGACAGACCAGGAGAUUGCGGCGAUGGCAGUGCACAAGGUGGCGCCACCGCCGGCGCGGAGCACGGCGAGCAAGAUGAAGGCGAGGGUGAAGGAGACCUUCUUCCCCGACGACCCGUUCCGGGCGUUCAAGGGGCAGCCGCUGGGGACGCAGUGGCUCAUGGCGGGCAUUAGCUACGCGAAGCUGACAAGCUUGCCUCCCAUAAUUGGGCUGUAUUCGAGCUUCGUGCCGCCGAUGGUGUACGCGGUGCUGGGGAGCUCUCGUGACCUGGCGGUGGGCCCGGUGUCGAUCGCGUCGCUGAUCAUGGGGUCCAUGCUGCGUCAGGCCGUGAGCCCCACCGCCGAUCCGCUGCUGUUCCUGCAGCUGGCCUUCACCUCCACUUUCUUCGCGGGGCUGGUGCAGGCCUCCCUGGGCAUCCUCAGGCUCGGGUUCGUCAUCGACUUCCUGUCCAAGGCGACGCUGGUGGGGUUCAUGGCCUGCGCCGCCAUCAUCGUGGCGCUGCAGCAGCUCAAGGCGCUGCUGGGCAUCGUCCACUUCACCACCGAGAUGGGCAUCGUCCCCGUCAUGGCCUCCGUCUUCCGUCACACCAACGAGUGGUCGUGGCAGACGAUUCUCAUGGGCGUCUGCUUCCUCGUCUUCCUGCUGUCGGCCAGGCAUGUGAGCAUAAGAUGGCCAAAACUGUUCUGGGUUUCAGCAUGCGCGCCCCUGACAUCUGUCAUCAUCUCGACCCUGCUUGUUUACCUCUUCAAAGCUCAGAAUCAUGGCAUUAGCAUUAUUGGGCAGCUCAAGUGUGGCCUGAAUCGACCCUCAUGGGACAAGCUACUGUUUGACACAACAUAUUUGGGCCUCACCAUGAAGACUGGCCUUGUCACUGGAAUCAUCUCUCUUACGGAGGGAAUAGCAGUUGGUAGAACAUUUGCCUCACUUAGGGAAUACCAAGUAGAUGGAAACAAAGAAAUGAUGGCCAUAGGGUUGAUGAACGUUGUUGGCUCAUGUACAUCAUGCUACGUAACAACAGGAGCAUUCUCCCGCUCUGCUGUAAACCACAAUGCCGGCUGCAAGACUGCCAUGUCCAAUGUGAUCAUGGCACUGACUGUGAUGGUCACCCUGCUGUUCCUCAUGCCCUUGUUUGUGUAUACACCAAAUGUUGUCCUUGGAGCAAUCAUUAUCGCUGCGGUUAUCGGCCUGAUUGAUUUGCCUGCUGUGUACCACAUCUGGAAGAUGGACAAGAUGGAUUUUCUGGUGUGUGUUUGUGCAUUUGCUGGCGUCAUCUUCAUCUCAGUCCAAGAAGGCCUGGCAAUAGCGGUUGGUAUAUCUAUAUUUAGGGUAUUGAUGCAGAUCACAAGGCCAAAGAUGAUGGUUCAAGGGAACAUCAAGGGGACUGAUAUUUACAGGGAGGCCCAAAGAGUUUCCGGGUUCUUGAUCUUGGCCGUUGAAGCACCAAUAAACUUCGCUAACUGCAACUACCUGAAUGAAAGGAUUAAAAGAUGGAUAGAGGAAGAAUCUUUUGAACAGGAUAAACAUACUGAACUCCAAUUCAUAAUCUUGGAUCUGUCAGCUGUUCCUGCAAUUGACACAAGUGGCAUAGCGUUCCUCAUUGACAUAAAGAAAUCAAUAGAGAAACGUACGUGGUCUGGAGGAUUUUAUGUUUGUAUCUAG